UGUUAAAGCUACGGUAGCUACCUACAUAGAUACCCAAGGUACCCUAGCGUCAUCUCAAUACGUGACCGAGAAGCACCAAUCACGACGUUGUUGAAGUUAAUGCGAGGCGUAUCAAUACAAGAUAGUUUAGGCCACGAGCAUAAGAGGCUACAGCGUCUACUAGGUAUUGCAAAAUUGCAUACAUUAAGCAUGCUUGGCCUAAUUAGGUAGCAUGAUUAGCAUGAUCAGCAUCAACAGCAUUAGCUUCUAAACGAUGAGUAAAGAGGAAGCACAUAUAAUGGCACACCUAAUUGGCUGUUGAACUGAGAUAACUUACCCCUACCCCUCUUUUUCAUCGACGAGAUGGCUCGGCUUGAUCUGGCAUCAACACGUGGAUCCUCAAACCGACACGGCUUAUCCAUAAUCUAGUGGCCAGUGAAGUAAGCCAGUGUAUGACCAAAGUACAGAAUCUGUUACCCAAACGACACGCGGGAUAUAUACUAGACGACUGUGACAGAAGAUAACUGGCCAAGAUGGCGACGAUCAGUUCAGCAGCCCCGCGCUUCAAACUUGUGUUCCGCGUACCCCCGGCAGCCCUAGCGUCCGUUAAAACCGCAAUAUUCUCUACGGGUGCGGGCCGCUAUCCGGGACCGGGCAAUUACACUGAAUGCUGUUGGACAACCAUGGGCACCGGUCAGUUCCGGCCCGGAGACGCCGCAAAUCCCCACAUCGGGAAAGUCGGCGAGCUCGAGGAGGUCCCGGAAGCUAGAGUGGAAACACUCUGCGUCGGCGAGGAUACCGUUAGAAAAGCCGUCGAGGCGUUGAAGAGAGCACAUCCUUAUGAGGAACCGGGGUAUGAAGUAUAUAGAGUAGAGGAUAUUUGACCUCCUUGAAAGCAAGGAGUAACAGUAUAUCGCAACCCGUCGCAGCGUUAUCUAUACAAAUGGGGUGACUCGUGGAACUGGGUUGAUUCUCAUGCAGGUAAAUUUCCAUAUUAUGGAAGCUAAUGAAUAUAUCGGUAUUCACGAUUUGACAUGAGCUAAAUCCUC
Messenger RNA from Daldinia loculata, 1028 nucleotides. Its product is annotated as GTP cyclohydrolase 1 type 2/Nif3. Lineage: Eukaryota; Fungi; Ascomycota; Sordariomycetes; Xylariales; Hypoxylaceae. The record is from RefSeq and is a predicted model, not a curated record. The transcript has 2 exons. The coding region runs from base 513 to 863 and encodes 116 amino acids.